UCAGGAGAACAGUCUGACACGGAUCAGUUGGUACUCUACAAGCAGCACUGCGGAUCGAGGAGAACCCUGCGUCUGUCAGCCUCCAUGCUACUACUAGCAAACGCGCUUAAAGCCGAUUGACCGAGUGCCUGCUCAGUCCUGUAUCUAGGGAAUCCCGGGCACAGAACGCCCUUUGGGAAUACGCAGCGAAUAUGUCAAGGAAUCAGAGGACGCCUCUGAGAAAUACGGACAAUUUGGUGGAGGUGAAAAGCAAAUUUGAGGCCGAAUACAGACGAUUCGCCCUCAAGAAGACCAACAAUGGCGGCUUCCAGGAGUUCUACAAGUUGCUGCAGACCAUUCAUCGCAUCCCUGGCGCUGAGCUGCUACUUGGUUAUGCCGACAUCCACGGCGACCUGCUCCCGAUCAACAACGACGACAACUUCCACAAGGCCGUGUCGUCGGCCAACCCUCUGCUAAGAAUCAUCAUCCAAAGACGAGAUGAGUACGAGCCGGUUGUCUUUCCCACCAACUCCCUGCAGAGGCGGAAGAAGGGUCUGGCCGGCCUGCGCCCUGCCCAGCCAAAGUCUAAGCAGCAGCUCAUUAUCGGCAUGCCCCAGGACUUCCGCCAGAUCUCGUCCAUCAUCGACGUGGACAUCCUGCCCGAGACACAUCGGCGCGUGCGCCUGCACAAGCACGGCACCAACAAGCCACUGGGCUUCUACAUCCGCGAUGGCGUGAGCGUGCGCGUCACGCCGCAGGGCGUGGAGAAGGUGCCGGGCGUGUUCAUCUCGCGGCUAGUCCGCGGUGGGCUGGCCGAGAGCACCGGCCUGCUGGCCGUCAACGACGAGAUCCUGGAGGUCAACGGCAUUAACGUGGCCGGCAAGUCCCUGGACCAGGUGACGGACAUGAUGGUGGCCAACAGUCACAACCUGAUUGUGACGGUCAAGCCGGCCAACCAACGCAACAACGUGGUGCAUCGCGGGAGCAAGACAUCGUUGGGCGGCGGCACCAGCUUGGCGGGCUCGGGGGGUUCGGCCAUGUCGCAGGACUCGUCUGCGCCCAGCCCCACGUCGCAGACCGUCAGCCAGUGCAGCAACAGCAACAGUGUCGCCGAGGGCGACAGUGACGAAGACGGUGACCUCAUCAUUGAGAGCGACAGCCUGCCUGUGUACACCGCGCACCGCCUCUUGCACAAUGGCAACAGUAGUCAUGCCGACGCACUGUCACUCUCUGCGCCACCGCAGGGACAAAGAUCCCUCCCCCAGAGCGUGUCGCUGCCCAGCAACAGCUCGCUGUCCGACAGCAAGGCCUCGCUGAGCUCGCUGACCACUCCCACCCACAACGGCAGUCCCACCAAGACCAGCAGCAGUCAGGAGAGCAUGCGAGAGGAUGGCAACUUCAUCACGCUGUGAGAACUGAGAAAGCAGCAAACAAACAAACAGCUACAAUAACAACAACAAACAUCAACAAACACUGCUAGCCCGUACGCAUACUCAGCACAACCUCCUUACGCACAGCCAUACAUACAUGUUCCCACCUGAACAGCCUCUCAUGGGUGCUGGAACUCAUGUCUGGACAUCCCGCCCAAGCUAUAGCUGACCCCGGUGGGGCAUUUGGUGCUGAUCUGGUGGGGAUUCUGCCAGAUCAGGGCCAGAUUCGCGCCAGAGUUAGCCUGCUGUUUGGCCAUCUAGAAUCUACAGGAGGCGAAAAUGAAGGCGGCUGAAUCUCAUGCCAAGUGUAUAUGAUCAGUUCUUGAGGAACUUCACUGAUGCCUUCUGAGCAUCUGUCUGUCAGUCUCUAUGACGCUGUUAGCUGUGUUGAGAGGUUCAUGAUGGAACUUGCCUUGUUGGGUACGAGGGCCCCCCCGAGCCCCUCGCUUGCAUGGCCGUCGCCCACGGAGGUGCCUUACAGGCUUUCCACUCUCCCGCUCACCGCCUUAUUCCUUCUGCCAGAAAUCAGGUCUAGGCCUUUUAUAUCCUCCUCCUCCUCCUCCUCCUCCUCCUCCAUCGUCCAUCCUCUCAACGCAACCAAACUGUGUGCACUGAUCGAGUCAACCGGCAAGGUCGUGCAGGGGUCACCACAGCACACACGGACUGUGAUUGCCAUGUGCGGCCCGCUAAUUAGAGAUGCUAAAUUAGAUCAGAUCUCUUUUUUGAGUUUGCUCAGUAAGGAAGCGCCAACCCUCCUCUCUAAGACACUGCUUCUUUGGCAGGAUGAGCCUGCGCUCAGUACUGACUAACCUUAAAUCAUCUGUCCUCUUCACAAUGCCUCUAAGUGGUGGAAUGGCAUAGCAAUGAUAAAUAUGGAGAGACUGAUUAUAUAAUGGAAAUGACAGUGGAAUUGUGGUGUCUCCAAACUGUAGCGAUCAAAUCAAAGACUGUACUACACUGCUUUCUGUCUUUUUAAUGUUUCUCCUUGCACACUAAGGCUCCCGUUGCUCUUCCAGCAUGCAGGCCAGCUUUUAUUUAUUUUUUGGAAUGUCAUUUUAAUAAUGCAUUCACAGACAUAUCACCAGGCUUACGGACACUGAAAAUUACUGGACAUAGAGCCCUGCAAAUUAGGACUUCAACCCACUAACCACCCUCUGGGCACUGUUCUGAAGUAGCAACUGACGGGGGUAAAGGAUGAAUUAUAGUAUGAAUGGCACUGACCAGAGAAAGAAGACCAAAUUGUGGUGGAAUACAGGUGUUUUGCCGCCAUUCAUUCUUUGACACUGGUUUACUCGUAGGUACAUGGUGGACAAACUGGUGACGAUCUCACUUCAGCCUGUCCUUUGUUUUGUUUUCAUAUCUAUUGUGUUACACUACAGUUCUGUUACCGCCUGGAGUAAUUCACUUUAAGUUGAAACAUUCUGGCACCUUGGGCAACCUGACAAUUUACACAUUCUCUCAUUUUUAGUUUGCUUUUUUCAGGCUAUCCCUUCCAAAAAAUACACACUAGCACAA
Messenger RNA from Alosa sapidissima (American shad), 2924 nucleotides. It is a transcript of the gene pard6a, whose product is annotated as par-6 family cell polarity regulator alpha. The transcript has 3 exons. The record is from RefSeq and is a predicted model, not a curated record. Lineage: Eukaryota; Metazoa; Chordata; Actinopteri; Clupeiformes; Clupeidae. Gene Ontology annotation, molecular function: protein kinase C binding. Gene Ontology annotation, biological process: establishment or maintenance of cell polarity; regulation of cellular localization; centrosome cycle. Bases 192 to 1391 code for a protein of 399 amino acids. Gene Ontology annotation, cellular component: cell cortex; apical plasma membrane; nucleus.